Molecule: messenger RNA, 1155 nt
Organism: Lates calcarifer (barramundi perch)
Lineage: Eukaryota; Metazoa; Chordata; Actinopteri; Centropomidae
Gene: tmem54a
Product: transmembrane protein 54a
Exons: 6
Coding region: 157-891 (244 amino acids)
Source: RefSeq, a predicted model, not a curated record
CAGGGUAGGCGGUGGGUGGUGCGCGUGUCCGUGUGCAGGUGAGCGGCAGUUGAGGAAGACAAGAGAACCCCCUACAGCAGAGUGUCAAAAAGCUGUCAGAUAUGACUUCAAUACAACUUUUACACUAAUAUGAUCUAAGAGGACAUCAAAUCCACCAUGGUACAAUUAGGAGUGUGCUGCGCCAGUCUCAAGGACAACAAAGCCCUGAUGAAGAUGGGGCUGGGGCUGGUGCUGGUGGGCCAUGUCAACUUUCUUCUUGGGGCUCUGGUGCACGGCGCCGUGCUCAGGCACAUCAACGUGGACUCUCAGGCCCGGACCAUGGUCUACGCCAUCUCUAAUGUCAUUGCCAUUGUGGCAGGCUUGAUGGGAAUUAUUGGUGGAAUAACGGCCAUUGUCCUGUCCAAAAACAAGAAGAACAGGAUCCUGCAGUGGGUCCUGUUGGUCUUCGGCUUCCUUGCUGGUCUCUUGGCAGUUGCCUCUGCCUUGAGCUUGUCAGUUUCUAUAGUAAAAGCCAUUAUUGAUAAAGGCAAGGGCCUGUUAACACACUGUAAGAGUCCUGAUCUGGGCUCCUCCAGCAUCACGUACGAAUGCCCCUUUGACCCCACCCGAAUCUAUGCGACCACAAUCAUUCUGUGGGUGCCUCUCAUCUUGAUGUCCAUUGUGGAAACGGUGUUCUCCUUCCGCUGCUUCGCUGCCUGCACUUCGUUCCUCUACCUCUGUCCGUGCAGGAGGAGGCCACUCCAAGCUAAGAGGGUGCGUAUCCAGAGAGGCAUUGAAACCCCAAUGCCAGCACCAGAUCCAGAGAUGGAUCCUGAAGCUGAAGCUGAGCCUGCAGAGCAGGAUGAGCUGCUGGAUGGGGACACUGCAGUGGAGCAGAGUGAAUGGCUCUGAAGCAGAUAAACCUAAUGAGAUAGGUUGCAAACUGCUGGGCUCAACUGGAUAAAACACAACCUCAUCUGUUGUUGUAUCACUUACCUGUUACACACUCAAUGGCUGAAGAAGACAUUUGUAGGACUUAAGCCAGCAAGAGCAAUGGUUUUUUAAUUCCCUCUACACCCAAAGGGUUUUUUUUAUCUGAUAAAAUACUGCUGUUGGUGUGAAGUCAUAUUUUGUUUGUAGUGAUGUUGUCUUGAAAAUACAGAUCUGUUGUCUAUA